CAGAGGAGAAUGUUUUGUGGGCACAACAAAGUAGUAAUAUUCUUCCUCGGAAGAUCCGCAGAGAGAGAGAGAGAGGGCCAAUGGCAGCUGUGAAUUAGCUAGCUAGGCUGUUUCUCACUCCUCUUCCAUGGCAUCUCGCCAUUUCGUCAAACUUAAUUUGAUACAGGAAUUUUCUGUUGAUCCCCAAAUCUUGGAUUGAAGGAAGUCAUGUGAUAUGGAGACACAAAAACCACAGAAACAGAGGCUUUAUCGAGUCUGGAGGGGAAGCAAUAUAUUUGUAUUUGGAGGGAGACUGAUAUUCGGUCCCGAUGUCUCAUCUCUAUUCCUAUCGGUGUUCCUUAUCGCCGCCCCGGCCCUUGCUUUCUGCAUAAAGAUGCUAUUUAUAAUCAACCAACAAAUAAAACACAACCAGAGUGCAGCUCCAUGGUACGCUGUGCUUGUCGUCGCUCUAGCGCUAACAGCCUUGGACAUUUUGUUCUUAUCUCUUACAUGUAGCCGAGACCCCGGCAUUGUCCCGAGGAACACAAGGCCUCCCGAAUGCGAUGAAACCAUGGAAAUGGACACUCUUUCAAUGGAAUGGGUCAAUGGGAGAACGCCUCGGCUUAAACUUCCCCGGACAAAGGAUGUCGUUGUCAACGGGCAUACAGUGAAAGUCAAAUUCUGCGACACCUGUUUGUUGUACCGGCCUCCGCGCGCGUCUCAUUGCUCGAUUUGCAACAACUGCGUCAUGAGGUUCGACCAUCACUGCCCUUGGGUCGGACAAUGCAUCGGUAUACGAAACUACAGGUACUUCUACCUGUUCAUUGCAACAUCGACGGUCUUGUGUCUGUACGUAUUCAUCGUGUCGUGGAUCAACAUUAUUCGACCCAAAGUCAGCGUUUUGAGAGCCUUGAAAACCGACAUUCUCUCCGAUUUUCUAAUCGUGUACUGUUUCAUCAUCGUCUGGUUCGUCGGCGGCCUUUCGAUUUUCCAUUUCUAUCUUAUCAGCACAAAUCAGACAACAUACGAGAAUUUUAGGUACCGUUACGACAAAGAGGAGAACCCGUACAACAACGGGAUGCUCAACAACUUUCUAGAAGUCUUCUUCGCGAAGAUCCCUCCUUCCAUGCACGAUUUUCGCGCAUUCGUCGAAGAAGAUGAAAUCACAGCUUUGGAUGGCUCGGAUCAGCACAGCCUCAUGGAGAGCGUCGCAAAUAGCAGCUCCAAAGAGAAGAUCGAUAUCGAGAACAACGGCCUUACACUCCCGGAAGUUCUGCUGAGCAUCGAAUGCGCGGAGGAGAAUAUGAAGCCGCACAAGGAAGGGAUUGAACCGACGACUUCUGAAAUGGGACAAGACCCGACGGAGACAGCGACGGCGACGACGACGAGGGAUGAGAAAGCAGCUGCUGAGGAUGAAGGAUGAAGAUCAAACAGCAGCAUCAAUUCUUGAUUUUCUUGACAAAAAACAACUUACACACACAAACACUCAUUGGUGUUUUAAGAUGAUCCAAUUCAAACCGCAAACUUUUUAUUAGCAGUUAACUAUUCAUGUUAUGUGAUGUUAUUUGUUCAUACUUCUUUCGACACGUAAUUUUUUUUUGUUUUACAUUAGAAUUUGAUAGGGUGUCUUUGUUUCUAAGAUUUUUACUAUAAUUUUACUAUUUGAA
Molecule: messenger RNA, 1646 nt
Organism: Andrographis paniculata
Lineage: Eukaryota; Viridiplantae; Streptophyta; Magnoliopsida; Lamiales; Acanthaceae
Product: probable protein S-acyltransferase 4
Exons: 6
Coding region: 215-1402 (395 amino acids)
Biological process (GO): protein targeting to membrane; peptidyl-L-cysteine S-palmitoylation
Cellular component (GO): Golgi apparatus; endoplasmic reticulum
Molecular function (GO): protein-cysteine S-palmitoyltransferase activity
Source: RefSeq, a predicted model, not a curated record